Molecule: messenger RNA, 1580 nt
Organism: Solanum pennellii
Lineage: Eukaryota; Viridiplantae; Streptophyta; Magnoliopsida; Solanales; Solanaceae
Product: serine/threonine-protein phosphatase 2A activator
Exons: 3
Coding region: 30-1172 (380 amino acids)
Biological process (GO): mitotic spindle organization
Cellular component (GO): protein phosphatase type 2A complex; nucleus; cytoplasm
Molecular function (GO): protein tyrosine phosphatase activator activity; peptidyl-prolyl cis-trans isomerase activity
Source: RefSeq, a predicted model, not a curated record
UCUCUCAUAAUUUGGAUUGUAUCAAAAAAAUGGAACCCCAUCACAACUCACCACCGUCCAUCGGCUUCCACCACCACCAUCACGACGGCGGCGACGGCGGAACCUGCGUCAACUGCGGCGGACCCACCGCGUUCCCAUCACCGCCUCCUGAUCCCAAUCCCAACUACAUCCCCAUCCGUGCUCCGGCCGUCAACCUACCACCAGCCAAUAACAGAGAAAUCAUCAUGCGAACACCAGUUCCUCAAUCACAGAGAGUUGUUCCGUUAACUCUUCCUUACCAUUUCCGAACUCCGGUGAAGAAAAUCCACAACCAAAACGACAUCGUUCAGUUUCAAUCAUCACCUACUUGCCAGAACUUCCUCGGGUUCGUGGUGUUACUAUCGGAGUCUAUUCGUUCACAUAAACUCUCAGAUCCUUGUCAUGAGUCGUCUGUAGUGUUAGCCAUUGUUUCUGUGCUUGAAACCCUAAGUGUCUACGUUGAUGAGAUCCCUUUAGCACCACAGUCGUCUCGAUAUGGGAACUUGGCGUACCGAACGUGGCAUGAACGUAUGAGCUGUGAUGCUGAGUCAUUUAUGCUUCAGUUUCUGCCUCCUGAUCUCCAGUCGGCUACUGUUGAACUUGUUCCUUACUUCACUGAUAGCUUUGGGAACUCCAGCAGAAUUGAUUAUGGUACCGGACAUGAGACAAAUUUCGCAGCAUUGUUGUAUUGUUUAGCAAGAUUAGGAGUUGUGAAAGAAGAAGACUAUCAAGCUCUGGUGUCAAGGGUUUUUGUCAAGUACUUGGAUUUGAUGAGGAAGUUGCAAGUGACCUAUUGCCUAGAGCCUGCUGGGUCCCAUGGGGUUUGGGGACUAGAUGACUACCACUUCUUACCUUUUAUAUUUGGGUCAUCUCAGUUGAUUGAUCACAAGUACAUGAAACCAAAAUCUAUUCAUAACAAAGAUAUCUUGGAGAACUUUGCAAAUGAAUAUCUUUAUCUCUCGUGUAUUGUAUUCAUAAUGAAGGUGAAGAAGGGAGUGUUUGCAGAGCACUCUCCCAUGUUAGAUGACAUUAGUGGUGUACCCAAUUGGAACAAGGUAAACAGUGGCUUACUUAAAAUGUACAAGAUUGAAGUUCUGCAGAAGGUUCCUAUCAUGCAGCAUUUCCUUUUCGGCUCCAUUAUCCAAUGGCAAUGAUCCGAGCCAGGGGUCAGUCAUAUAUAGCUUCCUAUUUAUCAGCAGCUAUAUAGUGAUGGAGGAAACACUACAUUCUAAUAUUUUGACAGCAAACAUCUACACCGUUUGAUGCUUCUAAUGUAUCAGCCUGUUAUUCAGCAGCUGUCUUCGUUUUGAUAACGGUGUUGUCUGGGUCAGCUUGCCCGUACCUUGACCAUUCUACCGGAUACCUAUACUACCUUCCACCAGCUUUAUUGUCUAGAUUUUGAAUAUUAUUGUUAUAAAAGUGAUGUUGAAGUAAAUUUUUCAUGGCACUAUGUAAAAUUACUCCAGUUGCAGAGUGGUGGUCUAAACUUUUGACAGUUACUUCUUAUAUGGCCAACUAACAUUGUCAAAUAUAUCUCUGCAAUCCUUGUGAGUUGUGACAAA